This is a messenger RNA of Amoebophrya sp. A120, 1674 nucleotides long. The record is from the annotation of a GenBank genome assembly. NCBI's taxonomy places the organism in Eukaryota, Dinophyceae, Syndiniales, Amoebophryaceae.
AAAAAGUGGAAAAAACAGUCCCGAUGAAACCCAGUACGCUCAUCCGGUAUUUAGCCGUCUCCGGGAAAGUCCCGGCCGUGUUCGAAGAUUUCGAAACGGCGAGCCGGUUAGUGUUGUUCGUGGACGACCACAUGAAAGCGGUGCCGCCACACACAUCAAAGGAGAAGUGGGAAAGGAUCAUCACAGGAAAAUUCUACGAAGUGCUAUCGUCUUCCUGCGAUGCCCUCGCUCCUGCUUCCACGGUCAUGAUCGACGGAGUCCCGACCGCAACCACAUAUCAAGACCGGGUGUACAACUUCUUUUCCCUGCCGGAAUCGAAUGCGGCGGGAUUUAAAUACAAGUUGAACAACCUCUGCACCAUGACGCAUCAAACUGCGCACAUGUUCAACGACGACGAAAUCAGGAGCAUGCUCGGAUUGCCAGACACCCCGGACUCCACGGGCCGUGAUCGCUCCAGAUCCCCCCGCCGUACCGGUGGCGGAACCCACUCUACGAACCAGGAAGCGGGGGAGAAAGCGAUGAAAGUCUGCUGGCACUACCUGAAGUGCGCGCCCUGUUCCAACACGGAGAUCAAGGAUCGAAGCGGUUGCGUGUCAUGCGAGAAAGGGGGAUUGCGCCCUACGUCCAAAACCCAAUUGACCAAAACGCAGUUCAAGAAGAUCAAACGCACCGCGUUAGGUCGUUCGGCGUUGAAAGACAUUGGUUAUUUUAGUUGGAUGGACGGUAAUAUUUACAAGGGUAGCAAUCUGACUAAGUAUUUCCCGAACCGCGCUUCCUCCUCGACAUCCAAGUCCCAGAAGAAGGGAGGCGGCAAAAACCAGGGCGGUUCCAAAAAAUCAACUACCACCAGUAAACCGGAAAAGGAGGAAUCCGAGCACGACUCCGCUUCUGAGAAAGAGGAGGAGAAGCAAGAAGUCUAAAGAUUCAGUUAUUGUUUUAUUGUCACACCAAAAUGUGUCCUAUCUUUGGUUUUUUUUACCUCGCGCGAGUGUCUGUAAAAACGAAAAGUCAGCUCUACAUCAAAAAUGUCAGAUUACCCGUUGCUUCAUGCCUACAUCAGUAGUGCCAUGAUUCUACUUUGUGAUGCUCAGUUUCAUCGCUAUUUGCUUUUCGGCAUACGCCACCAUGUAGCGAUUUCAGUUACGCUGCGAGCGACAUCAGUUCUUCCCGCGCUCUAUUUGAGCUUCCGCGCUCGGACCAAGGGUCUUCAUGCUCUUCGAGCUUAGCACGAUGAGAGAGACAGAAAAAUUUGACCCUCAUCCAAAAGAAGAGCACGAGCAUUUGACUCACGACCCAUCUUGUAAAAAAAUAAACCGUUCUUGUAAACCAAUGAAUGUGGUGCUCCUGCUCUCAGUGUACGUAAAAUUGCUUGAUGUGCUGAGGAUAACAAACACUGCACGUGGUCAGACUCAGACACUUAUCUGUUUGGAUAACGAGACAGAGUAUGUUGGAGGUCGAUGUGUUCCUCGCAAAGGUGGAUCUCCGUACUUUGGGAUCAGAAGUAAGCUAACGAAUUAUACAAAAAGCCACUCACUACAUUUCUUUUUUGAUGUCUUUCGUUGUGGUUAAAUCGGUAGACCACGCGUCACCAGGAGGACUAAUUGCUUUUAUUCGACAGAACAACAUCGUACCGCAGUAGAUCAAGGGCGAUUAGAGCGCCUGCAGAAUUUUUUG